Telopea speciosissima is the source of this 917-nucleotide messenger RNA. RefSeq names its product (+)-neomenthol dehydrogenase. Lineage: Eukaryota; Viridiplantae; Streptophyta; Magnoliopsida; Proteales; Proteaceae. The record is from RefSeq and is a predicted model, not a curated record. The transcript has 4 exons. The coding region runs from base 2 to 904 and encodes 300 amino acids. Gene Ontology annotation, cellular component: membrane.
AAUGGGAUCAAAGGAAAUUGAGGCUCCUACUUCUCCCUCUCCGCUCUCCUCCUCCUCAACAAGAUGGUGGUCUAAGGAGACGGUUGCGGUGGUAACUGGAGCAAACAAGGGAAUUGGGUAUGCAUUUGUAAAGAGGCUGGCGGAGUUAGGUCUAACUGUGAUUCUAACUAGUAGAGAUGUGUUGAGAGGACAAAAUGCUAUUGAGUUACUCAGAGCCCAAGGACUCGACAACGUACACUUCUUUCGCCUUGAUGUAACAGACCCUGCUUUAAUCCAUGCUUUUGUUUCAUGGCUGAGAGACAAGUAUGGUGGGCUGGAUAUUCUGGUGAACAAUGCUGGAGUAUCGUUUAAUGAGAUUGGUGAGAACUCUUUGGAGCAUGCCGAGACCGUAAUCAAGACCAACUACUAUGGAACCAAAUUGUUUACAGAGGCCCUUCUACCAUUGUUCCGCCGAUCUUCUUCUCUAAGUCGGAUUCUAAACAUUAGCUCUCAACUCGGACAACUCAAUAAGGUCAAGAAUCCUACUAUAAGAGAAGAAUUAGAAGAUGAAGAGAAGCUAUCAGAGGAAGGAAUUGAGAAUGUAGUAAGAAGGUUUUUUGAGAGUGUAAGGAAGGGGACAUGGAAGGAAGAAGGGUGGCCAAGUAUUUGGACUGACUACUCAGUAUCUAAGAUUGCACUUAAUGCUUAUUCUAGGCUUCUGGCAAAGCGUUACAAGGAGCAUGGCUUAAUCAUAAACUGCUAUUGUCCAGGCUUCACUCGCACAGCCAUGACUCGCGAUAAGGGCAACCACACGGCUGAUGUUGCAGCUGACUUGGGAACUACAUUACUACUCCUCCCACAUCGUAACCUCCCGACUGGAAAAUUCUAUAGUGGGGUUAACCCUGUGCUGAAUUCUAAGUUAUAGGGUGAUGCUCAUC